AUGGAACAAGAUAUCAAUACGCGUUUAGAUUUAAGUGCAGAUUCUUCUGCCAGUGAAAGCGAUUCUCCAAGUGAAGUCAAAAAUAAAGGUCGUAGAAAAUCUGAUGAAUUUAUAGAAGUUGAUGAAAAAGAUCUAGAACAAAUAGAUCAUCUUUGGGUUGAAAAAAAAGUUGAAUUACCUGAAGAUUUGUUGAAUGUUGGUCCUAUGCCUAUAUCAGUAACUGAUACAAAAUUCGGAGAGCGAGAUUAUGGUGGCGCCUUGUUAGCGGGUGAAGGUUCAGCUAUGGCUGCUUAUGUCCAGGAGGGAAAACGUAUUCCACGUCGUGGUGAAAUAGGUCUUACAAGUGAUGAAAUUCAAUCAUUUGAAGAUGUUGGUUACGUAAUGAGCG
Racocetra fulgida is the source of this 388-nucleotide messenger RNA. The record is from the annotation of a GenBank genome assembly. Lineage: Eukaryota; Fungi; Glomeromycota; Glomeromycetes; Diversisporales; Gigasporaceae.